Molecule: messenger RNA, 3018 nt
Organism: Plenodomus lingam JN3
Lineage: Eukaryota; Fungi; Ascomycota; Dothideomycetes; Pleosporales; Leptosphaeriaceae
Source: RefSeq, a predicted model, not a curated record
AUGACCAGAGCAAGCCAAUCGUGGGCCAGCCGUCCCAAGUCAUCAAUCGUCCACCGUAGUAACGUGACGAGACGCUACGGAGGCCGGCUAAUCCCACCCCCGCCCAAAAAAAAAACAACAACCCCCACGCAGCCCCCCACUCCCGCGCCCACUGCGGCGGUCCGACAAGCUCCAAAGCUGCUGACGUUUACUGUACGAGGAGGGCAGAGGACGACGACCUGCAAGGACGACGACGACGACAACGACAACGACUACGACAACGACUACGACAACGACAACGACUACGACAACGACUACGACAACGACAACGACUACGACAACGACUACGACAACGACUACGACAACAACAACAACGACGACGACAGACGGAAAAGCGGAACAGACAACGCAAUUCCUUCGUCUCGUACCACUACCACCGUUCAACGAGACUCGUGGUACAAUGCCUUCGUCCCCCGCGCCGUCAAGCCCCUCGACUCGGGCAAGCAACGUCGCCGCGAGUCGCUGCUCAAACAGCCCAACGAGAGCCAAGCUGACGUCGAGCGCGUAGAAGGCAUCACAGAGGCCCCAGAGGAGCCGCCUGGCAAGCUGACUGACCCUCCUGCUGCCACCGUCGCCCGACGCGCCAAGUCCUACAGCGACUUCUACUCGGUCGUGAGCGCCCAUCUGAAAAAGGAAAGAGCGUGCGAGAAGAAAAAGUCGCGCCAUGACAUUGCCACGGAGCUGGAUUUUGCAAAGUGGUAUGGGGACAUCAACGACGAGCUACUCGAGGCCAGCCAUGACGAGUACCGUCUCUACCAGGACCAGCUACUCCUCACCCGUACCCAUCUAGACAACAUUCUCUCCGACACCACCUCGACUCUCGACAUCCUCUCUUCGCUCUCCGACUCGUUCAAGAUGGUCGAAGCCCAGACCAACGCCUUCCGUACCCAGUGCGAGGGUCUGAUUGACGACCAGAAGCGCAUCACCAAGCUGGCGGAUGACAUGGAGCAGAACCUGAGAUACUACCUCUAUCUCGAGCCUACGACGAAGCGCCUCAAUGCGCCAGGAGCGGGCAAGAUUGUGCGGGGCACUGAAUUCACCGACAUGCUCGCCAAUCUGGACAGCUGUCUCGAGUACAUGCAGGCCCACGCAAAGCACCGCGAGGCCGAGACAUACCGAUCAAGAUACCGGCUGCUGCUCACGCGUGCCCUCACCCUGGUUCGCGUCCACUUCACAGAGUCUCUUCGCGAGAUUGCCGCCGAUGUGGCAAAGAGGAUAGCCGACAGGCAGCUGAAUGACACCACCAUGUCCGCCUUGCUGUACGCGAAAUUCCGCGUAGGCGCGCCUGAGUUGAAGGCUCUUGGCCUGGAAAUACAGAAAAGAGCAGUCUUACCGGCGGGUGCCGCACCUGGCUCCGAGGCCGAGUACCAGAGCUUGAUGAACGAGCUGUACCAGAGCUACGCAGCCACUCGUGGCCGUCUUAUACUCCCCAUCGUCACCAAGAAGAUGGGAGAGAUUGCCCAAGCCCCAAGCACAUCGACAGAUCUGGUAGCUUUUGCUCGAAGCAGUAUCAGCUACAUGCGCGGGAUAUGCCUUGAUGAGUGCAAUUUAUGGCGAGAGUGGUUCGAUGGUGAUGGUGGUCUAUACGACUUCCUCGAAGCCAUGUCUGAGCCCUUGUACGACUACCUCCGACCGCGGACCAUUCACGAGACGCAGAUCCUGAAGCUCUGCGAAUUAUGCACCAUGAUACAGACCCGAUACAUGGAAGAAGACGAGGACGAUUCGCCCAGUGAGGAUGACAAACUCGACUUCUCCAUCAUCAUCCAUCCGGCUUUGGAGGACGCCCAGAACCGGCUAGUGUUCCUCUCGUUAGCAAUCCUGCGCGAUGACAUUGAACGGUACAAGCCAAAGCCCGAAGACUUGGAUUAUCCUACCAAGAACAAGAAGCUAGCUGGGUCGGGAGCGAAGUCCAAUCAGCCCAUGCUGUCUGGCAAAAAACUGCCCAAGACCGAUGUCCCUCCAACCCCCCUGUUACCAAAAGUACCUACUGUGGUGGAGGAGGACGACCCGGAGGCUCGUUGGAACUUCAACACCGAGGCUGCAUUCAAAGAUUGGUAUCCUACCUUGAGGAAGGCAAUAUGGCUGCUAAGCAAAAUCUAUCGGCUUGUACACUCAUCUGUUUUUGACGAUCUCGCGCAUCACAUUGUCCACAGCACAACCGUCUCUCUCACCCAAGCUAGCGCUCUCCUGGCCAAGUCUGCUUCCCCCACCGACGCGGCGUUGUUUCUCAUCUCCCAUCUUCUUCUAUUAAAACAGCAAAUUGUUGCCUUUGACAUUGAAUUCGUCACCCCCGAAACCGAGGUCCACUACAAUGUGUCGAGCAUUACAAGCACCUUCUGGGAACUGCGGUCUCGCGGAGACCUCUUCAACCCACGCAAGCUCGUAGGUUUGCUAAUCCCCAAAGUGGUAGAGAACAUGCUGGAUGCCAAAGCCGAAGUGGACGCACGUCUACGUCAAGCGAUCAACGACUUCACUGGUCAGUUUGUCACGCGGAUGACGGCACCGAUUGACACGAAGAAUGGCAAGAAAGUGCCUGUGGCAGAGGCAGCAGCCCGCACGAGCAAGAUCCGGCAGAAUAUCGAGCACGAGACACCGUUUCUCCGAACCAAGCUGGAAGAAUACAUCACCGAUGCGCGGACCAGGGAGAUGCUGGUUGCAGCUGUCAUGGAGUCUGUCACGCAGACGUACGAGGAAUGGUUUGAGACGUCGUACUCGCCCUCGGUUUCGGCACACAAUGGCACAAGCAGGAGCACAAAGGGCAAAGGACGGGAAGAUGGGGUCUGGGAUCCUGAUGUAUUCAGUGAGUGGUCUGCCAAUGUUUUCAAAGUGGGCACACUAGGCUCGAUGGAUACGGAGCAGGAUCAUUCGGAUCUCGAGCUGAGUGACGAAGGGGAUGGCAGUGAUGCGGACAGUAUGAGUGCGAAUAGUGGAAGGACGGGGACGGAGAGGACGGGAGGAGGAUUGAGGAUCAAGAUGUAG